Cyphellophora attinorum is the source of this 636-nucleotide messenger RNA. RefSeq lists its product as uncharacterized. The transcript has 2 exons. The record is from RefSeq and is a predicted model, not a curated record. Gene Ontology annotation, cellular component: membrane. The coding region runs from base 1 to 636 and encodes 211 amino acids. Lineage: Eukaryota; Fungi; Ascomycota; Eurotiomycetes; Chaetothyriales; Cyphellophoraceae.
AUGGCUCGCAUACCGAUGGGCAAGCGAAUGGUCAUCACCGUCGCCAAUGUACUCUUCCCACCACUAGCAGUCAUGUUGAUCACUGGACUCAACACCGACGUCCUCAUAAAUUGUGUUUUGUUCCUCCUCGUGGUGUUCCCCAGCCACAUUCACGGCCUCUACAUUUCCCUCACUUACUUCAAUCGAAAACGCAAGGUGCGAAAGGGCAUCUAUCCUGGAGACAAGAGGAGUGGCAUCUACAGCGAGAAGGUACAAAACGGUGGCGCUACUCGCCGAGAGGUCGCUAAGCUCAAGGCCGAGCGCGACUUUGGAAAGCUGGAGAAGAAGGAAAGCCGACAAAGCCGACCUGGUAUUCCCAGGCAGCUCAGCAACAGGAUUGAUGACUGGGAUGAUGGACUCAAGGAGGUUAUGUCGAGGGAGACCAGCCUUAAUCGCCAAAACGACUGUCCAAUCGUCUGGAGGACCAAGUCACAAGACGGCUUACAGCCAGAGAAGGUCGACGACGGGAACGAAAUGAUGAUGACAGCUAUGGUGACUCGACUGAGGUGCCUGAUGGCGUACCUGUACAAUCCGUUCGCAGGUGGAGAUGAACUUCUCCUCACAGCAAGCUUGGAAUACAUCCAUCCUGGACGAUAA